AUGGCACGCAUUCUUGAUUGCCAAGCACCGAACUUGUUCGAAAUCGUUGGAUAUGCAGCUCGCGGAGUAUCUCACGGGCAAGCACCAGAUCCAACUCUCGCUCCCUGUGUCAUCCAGACCCUCCUUCUGCUCGUCGCUCCGGUCCUGUUCGCGGCUAGCAUUUACAUGGUACUGGGUCGCAUAAUUCUCAGUGUGGAUGGUGAAUCUUACAGUCUGAUCAAAAAGAGGUGGUUGACGAAGACCUUCGUAUCGGGCGACGUGCUCUCUUUCUUCAUCCAGCUGGGCGGCGGCGGACUGAUGGCGAGCAGCAAAGCGUCAAUAGCAAAGACAGGCUCCCACAUCGUCUUGAUCGGACUGGUCAUUCAGAUCGUACUUUUCGGACUUUUCAUUGCCGUUGCAGUGGUUUUUCACCUUCGAUUGCGCGGUGUGCCUCGUGCCUGUUCUUUACUUUCGGAGAAGUUUGUUUGGAUACUGUACAUUGCGAGCACGUUCGUCAUGAUUCGAUCAAUUGUGCGCGUGGCAGAAUUCAUUGAGGGCUUCGAGGGGACGAUCAUUCGCCAUGAGGCGUAUCUUUAUAUCUUCGACGCAAUACCUGUGGCAGCAGUGAUGGUUAUUUUCAACGUCUGGUAUCCGUCAUACUUCUCGAAGCAGGCAGGAACAGCUGCAGUGAUGGAGCAAAAUGCAGACUCAAACCUUGAGCUCUCGGAUGUUGAGCGAGACGGCAAGUGA
Cladophialophora bantiana CBS 173.52 is the source of this 729-nucleotide messenger RNA. RefSeq lists its product as uncharacterized. Gene Ontology annotation, cellular component: membrane. Lineage: Eukaryota; Fungi; Ascomycota; Eurotiomycetes; Chaetothyriales; Herpotrichiellaceae. The record is from RefSeq and is a predicted model, not a curated record. Bases 1 to 729 code for a protein of 242 amino acids. The transcript has 3 exons.